Molecule: messenger RNA, 408 nt
Organism: Helobdella robusta
Lineage: Eukaryota; Metazoa; Annelida; Clitellata; Rhynchobdellida; Glossiphoniidae
Exons: 4
Coding region: 1-408 (135 amino acids)
Source: RefSeq, a predicted model, not a curated record
AUGCAUGACACAUUGAAGCAUGUGGUAAACGAAGAUCUUCUUGAUGUAUUCGAACUCGGUGACUGCACGCUCUGCGAAACAUCACCAGGCGAUCAUAACUCCUUUGAACACCAGGCAGCCCAAACAAUCCAAAAGGCUAUAAAUUUUAAAACUUUGCUUUUAUCUCUCUCUAGAUUUGGUUACGAGGCAACUCUGACCAACAAUAAUUUUCUUCUUCAUCUAGUCGGCAUUGAACUUUUACAUUGCAAAAAUUUUAACACCUAUAUCGAGAAAUAUGACCCUACACGUGUGUGUACAUGCAGAAGAAUCAUUGAAUCAUUACCGUUAAGCUUAAGAAUGUUAUUGUGUUUAGGACUGACCACUUUCGAACCAGUUCUUGGUGGCGCGCUUUUGUCAUCGUCUGAGUAA